AUGGAUCAAUCAGACAUUGUUGAAUUACCAGCUAUACCAUCUGAUGCACCUGAAUGGGUACGUGUUUUACCAUCAAAUGGUCGUUUUGUUGAUCGUACUAAACUGUAUGAUAUAACGGGUCAUAUUUUAUUUGAUUCAUUACUUAAUUCAAAUGGUAUUCGACAUUUUUUCUUUUUUAUGGCUAAUGAACAACAAGCACAACGAGCACAAAAAGCAUUUAAUAGUGAUUUAACUAGUCCAUUUUCAUCUAUUCAUGAUGAUUCGAUAACUAAUGAUAAAUUAGAAGUUCAAGUUGCAUUUCAUCUCGGUGAAGGUAUUUGUGGACAUAAAGGCAUUGUACAUGGAGGACUUACAGCUACUAUGCUUGAUGAAGUUAGUGGUGCUGCUGCAUUUUCCUGUGUUGGUCCUUGUUUUACGGCUAAUCUUAAUAUAGAUUAUCUUAAACCAUUGAUGACACCAGCAUGGGUUUUAGUUCGCGCUCAUGUUGAAAAUCAUAAAGGACGAAAAGUAUAUGUACAUGGUACUGUGGAGAAUGGAGAAGGUAUUGUUUAUGCUAAAGCUAUUGGUUUAUUUAUUAAACCUAAAUUAAGUGUACAAGAACAUGUUCAAAAGCAUCAAGAAAAAGAAUAA
Messenger RNA from Rotaria sp. Silwood1, 630 nucleotides. NCBI's taxonomy places the organism in Eukaryota, Metazoa, Rotifera, Eurotatoria, Philodinida, Philodinidae. The record is from the annotation of a GenBank genome assembly.